UCGAUCAGUCAGCUUGAGUCAGUCGCUAGUAUCAUCCGGUCAGGUCGGUUGUUCUCAUAUCACGAGCUCGCGGAUCGAGUACGCAGAACGCAGCGCAAUUAACAGCAGUUAACGCGCGCGAGGCCAGUCAUCGGUCGUCCAACCAUCUAUCAUCAAUCGUAGAAUAACGGAAGUACGAAUACUACAUUUCCGUAUUGUGAUCCAUCUCCGGCUGUUUUUCUCCCAUCUGCGGGUCGUGAUUUUGCGUAGCAAAGAAAAUCACAUCUCUUAUUAGGACCGCACGCAUCUCUCGUGCUCGUCGUCGCUGUUCACAAUUCAUCAACUCGAACAACGCUAGGCCUCAAGAGUAUAUAUAGCAUGUUGAUUUGUGCAGCAGAUGGACAAAGUUCAGUAUAUUAAAGACUCACAGUCAUGGAACAAUUCAAUGGCAUAAAUGAUGGAGAUAUUAAUAUAAGUGAUAUCAUUGACGUCAUUCAAACCACUGAUCCUGAUUCUAUGGCUACUAUAGUAAUGGAUAGUGAACAGCCACGUGUUGAGAUUUUAGAACAACCAGCCAGUAAAGCACUCCGAUUUCGCUAUGAGUGUGAAGGCAGGUCAGCUGGCAGUAUACCUGGUGUCAAUAGUACACCAGAGAACAAAACUUUCCCUAGUAUACGAAUCGUGGGUUAUAAGGGUCGUGCCAUGGUAGUUGUGUCCUGUGUAACAAAGGAUGCCCCCUACAGACCUCAUCCACAUAAUCUUGUUGGCAAGGAAGUAUGCAAGCAAGGUGUUUGUACAGUAGAAAUUCCAUCGGGAAAUAUGGUUGUUACUUUUUCAAAUUUAGGCAUUCAAUGUGUGAAAAAGAAGGACAUUGAAGAAGCUCUUAGAAUGCGUCAAGAAUUACGAGUGGAUCCUUUUCGAACUGGUUUUGAACAUAGGAGACACCCAACUAACAUAGAUCUUAACGCAGUGAGAUUAUGUUUCCAAGUUUUUUUGGAAGGAUCACAGAAAGGAAAAUUUAACAAGCCUUUAGCGCCCAUUGUAUCUGAUCCUAUUUAUGAUAAAAAGGCAAUGUCAGAUCUUGUGAUCUGCAAAUUGAGUCAUUGCAGUGCACCAGUCGCUGGUGGUAUAAAUAUGAUUUUGCUGUGUGAAAAAGUUGCGAAGGAAGAUAUACAAGUGAGAUUUUUUGAGGAGAGAGAUGGGCAAUUAAUCUGGGAAGGAUACGGCGAUUUUCAACCGACGCAUGUACAUAAACAAACGGCGAUAGCGUUCAGAACACCUAGCUAUCGUACACAGGAAGUGGAACAGCCGGUGCAAGCGUUCAUCCAACUUAGAAGGCCAUCGGAUGGUGCUACGAGCGAACCGCUACCAUUUCAAAUGUUGCCACUAGGUACAGGUAGGCCUGCUUUCUGGUCUUUACGGAAAGCAUUUGCCAGGAAGAAGGCAGAAUACAGUACCUUCAGUAAAAUUUUGUCUGCGGAAACUGUUCUUUUUGAUAACGUAACUCCUAAGUUUUCUCGUAAUAUCGACGAAUUCAACAAUAAUGAUCUGGAUACGAAAAAAUUAAACAAUAAAAUCUCUGCAUUGCGUGCUUUAAACGAUUUGUAUAACGUAAAAAAUCAUGUAGAUGUGUGUAAUGGCGAUUUAAAAGCGUCAAUAAAUUCUAUACAAAAUGUAGAGCAACCCGUGAAAAGUGCUAUUUUGGAUUAUGAGAAUAACGAAAUGAUGAUAAUCUCGGGAAGAAACGUGGAAAAUAAUAAAGAAAUUAGCAAAUUGUAUAUUCUUGAUAAUAAUAAUGUAGAAAAUAAUGCAUUUAAUUCCGAGUAUAAAGAAAGAAUUAUCGAUGCGAUUCCUUAUGCGAAAUCCGACGCACAAGAAGAUAGCACGUCCGUAUCAAAAAAUGUAGAUAAUUCAAAGAAUAGGUCAGAUUGGUUCGAUAAUUUUGAAAUAGGCAAAUGGGUGCAGAAGGGACAAGUGUGCCUUAAGGAAAAGAAUAAUGAGACGGAAUUUAAAAAUGAGACAGAUGGCAAUAAACCGUUUAAUGAAUUUUUAUCGCAAGUGGCUGAGCUUGAUCAAAUUUAUGCUGAUACACAUAACAAGUUGAUACGAGCUGCUACGGAGACCAAUCCACAAAUGAUGGAAAUUGAUGUUUGUGAUAAUCAAACUUACACCAGUUUACAAAUGGCUAUGAAAAAUCCAGUAGAGUUGUUCGACAUUAUCGAUGAUAGAAAAUACGAGGAUGUAACCGUCUCUAAACAAGAUGCAGAAGUGCCCGUUAUGUCUGUAACAUUAACAGCUAAGAGAGAUGUAAUGCAUGAGGCGGAGGAAAGAUUGCCACCCUUGCCUCCCAAGCGAAUACGUAAGAUGCCGUCAAUGCCACUUUUGCCGCGUCCAAUAUCUGCUCAAACGCUCACUACCUCACUCAUCAAGGCACCGAAUAAAAAUUUGCCGUCCUUACCCGGUACUUUAUCGAAACACGCUAGACAAGGACUAUUUUCGAAAUUAUUUGCUAAAAAAAUUAAAAAAGAUAAAUGUUCAGAUCUAAGUAGAGAUAGUGAUCCGUCAUUGAAUACUUCAUAUUUAUCGAAAAGUACUAUGCAAGAUGUUAUACAAUCACAAAGUCUAUAUCCUAGUACGAGUGUUAAAUCUCUUAAGCUAAAUGACGAUGAAGCACCAUAUGGUGUAGAUUUAACUGAGGCUGAGCACUAUGCUCUAUAUACUACUAUGGCACCACAUGCAACUGCCUCAGAAUUUGAUGAAAUGUCUUUUUAUUAUAGUCUAGUUGAAGAUGGGAAAAUACUGACGGAAACAAAAGAGACUUAAACUAUUUGAUAGAUGUUUUAUUGAUCUAUUUAAUAUUUCUUUUUUGUUUAUAUACUGCCAAAUUGAAAAUAACUUAAUAUUUGUACAUGAAUUAAUGAUGUUUGAGUCUACCGAUUUUGAGUCUGCCGAAAUGUGAAGAAUAUUGUCUUGCAUUGCAGCUAUAAACUUUUACUAUCGUCAGCUCUUAUAUAUUUACAGUUUUUAUGACAUUCAUUUAAGAAUGUAUUUGUAUUUUUAAACCAAAGAUUUUUACGGAAAAAAAUCGAGAAUUUCCUUAAGACAUAU
This is a messenger RNA of Atta colombica, 3087 nucleotides long. RefSeq names its product embryonic polarity protein dorsal-like. Gene Ontology annotation, cellular component: cytoplasm. Bases 412 to 2802 code for a protein of 796 amino acids. The record is from RefSeq and is a predicted model, not a curated record. The transcript has 7 exons. Lineage: Eukaryota; Metazoa; Arthropoda; Insecta; Hymenoptera; Formicidae. Gene Ontology annotation, biological process: inflammatory response; innate immune response; non-canonical NF-kappaB signal transduction. Gene Ontology annotation, molecular function: DNA binding; DNA-binding transcription factor activity.